Molecule: messenger RNA, 2680 nt
Organism: Cyprinodon tularosa
Lineage: Eukaryota; Metazoa; Chordata; Actinopteri; Cyprinodontiformes; Cyprinodontidae
Gene: farsb
Product: phenylalanyl-tRNA synthetase subunit beta
Exons: 18
Coding region: 86-2602 (838 amino acids)
Biological process (GO): translational elongation; phenylalanyl-tRNA aminoacylation
Cellular component (GO): cytoplasm; eukaryotic translation elongation factor 1 complex; phenylalanine-tRNA ligase complex
Molecular function (GO): ATP binding; magnesium ion binding; RNA binding
Source: RefSeq, a predicted model, not a curated record
UUUCAAUCAGGCACCGCUGCAGACAGCUCCGCUCCGCUUGUUGGGUCCUUUUUGCAGUGGCUGGGAUUAGCCAUUAGCUGCUAACAUGCCGACUGUCGGAAUUAAAAGAGACUUUCUCUUCAAAGCUUUGGGAAAAACAUACACUGAUGAAGAAUUUGAAGAGUUGUGCUUUGAGUUUGGCUUGGAGCUGGAUGAGGUGACCUCGGAGAAGGAGAUAAUCAGCAGGGAGCAGGGAGACUCCAAGGCUGCUGACGCAUCCGAUGUCAUUCUCUACAAGAUCGACGUUCCUGCUAACCGCUACGACCUGCUGUGUCUGGAGGGCCUCGUCCGCGGUCUGCAGGUCUUCAAGAAUAAGCUGGAGGCUCCUAGAUACAGGCGCCUGAGCCCAGACAGCGGCGAGCCGCAGCGGCUGAUCAUCACUAAAGAGACGGCAGCAGUGAGACCUCACGCCGUGGCCGCCGUGCUGAGGAACAUCACUUUCACUCAGGAGCGCUACGACAGUUUCAUUGAGCUGCAGGAGAAGCUGCAUCAGAACAUCUGCAGGAAGAGGAGCCUGGUGGCCAUCGGCACUCAUGACUUGGACACCAUCUGUGGCCCGUUCACCUACACAGCCAAAGCUCCCGGAGACAUCAGCUUCAGGCCCCUGAACCAGACCAAAGAGUUCACCGCCACCCAACUCAUGAGCCUCUACAAGACCGACAGCCACCUCAGGCAUUAUCUCCCUAUUAUCGAAGACAAGCCCGUCUAUCCAGUCAUCUACGACAGCAACGGGGUCGUCCUGUCUAUGCCUCCUAUAAUCAACGGGGAUCAUUCCAGAAUCAGCUUACAGACCAAGAACAUCUUCAUCGAGUGCACGGCCACAGAUCUCACCAAGGCAAAGAUCGUGUUGGACAUAAUAGUGACCAUGUUCAGCGAGUACUGUGCGAAACCGUUCACGGUGGAGCAGGCGGAGGUGGUUUACCCGGAUGGACAGAUCUUCACCUACCCCGAACUGACUUACAGGAAGGAGAAGCUUUCUGGAGAGUUCAUCAACAGAAAAGUCGGCAUCAGCGAGUCAGCGGAGCAAAUCUGUCAGCUCCUGACCCGGAUGUGCCUCCUCUCCCAUCCCCUCGGCGAAGAGAUCGAGGUGGAGAUCCCGCCCACACGCCCCGACAUCAUCCACGCCUGUGACAUCAUGGAGGACGCCGCCAUCGCCUACGGUUUUAACAACGUCCCCCGCACGACGCCUCGCACCUACACCGUGGCCAACCAGUUUCCUCUGAACAAACUGACUGAGCUGCUGAGACACGACAUGGCAGCCGCUGGAUUCACCGAGGCUCUAAACUUUGCUCUGUGUUCGCAAGAGGAUAUCGCAGAAAAGCUUGGAAAGAAGAUCUCAGACGUCAAAGCCGUUCAUAUUUCCAACCCCAAGACGGCCGAUUUCCAGGUGGCGCGCACCACUCUGCUGCCUGGCCUGCUGAAAACCAUCACCGCCAACAGGAAGAUGCCGCUUCCUCUCAAACUGUUUGAGAUUUCUGAUGUGGUGCUGAAGGAUGAGAGCAAAGAAGUUGGAGCGAAGAACAAUCGCCGUUUCUGCGCCGUUUAUUACAAUAAAGCUCCGGGCUUCGAGGUGAUCCACGGCCUGCUGGACCGGACCAUGCAGCUGCUGGAGGUGGAGGCGGCGCGUGGAGAUGGAUACCACAUCCAGGCUGCAGACGAUUCAACCUUCUUUCCGGGUCGCUGUGCUGAGAUCUAUCUCCGAGGGAAGAGCGUAGGACGGCUGGGAGUCCUUCACCCUGACGUCAUAGGCCGCUUCGAGCUCACGCUGCCCUGCUCAGCGCUGGAGAUGGACAUCGAGCCUUUCCUUGGCCGCACGGCUGAAGCCCCCCUCACACAUGACGUUCCCAUGCAGGAAACCGCCAAGCACCAGUUCCCGGCACACCGCCACCCCCAGCCCGCUCUGCCAUCCCGCCCGCCUACCACUAAAACUGUAUUUGGAGACAUGAGCUCACAGGCAGGCCUCAAAGCGCUCGAUGAGUUCCUGGCCGACAGAAGCUACAUCGAGGGUUUCACUGCGUCCCAGGCUGACGCCGCUGUGUUCGAUGCCAUCCCCUCGCCUCCCCCGCAGGCCUUCGUCCACCUCCGGCGCUGGUACAGCCACAUCAAGUCCUUCCAGACAGAGAGGGCGCUUCUUCCGUCCGCCAAGAGUGAGUUUGUUCUCCCGCCCGCUCCCUCCGCCUCCAGUGAAGAUGACAUCGACCUUUUUGGAUCCGACGACGAGGAAGAGAGCGCCGAGGCGGCCAGAAUCCGGGAGCAGCGCCUCGCCGCGUACGCCUCCAAGAAGCCGGCGCUCGUGGCCAAGUCCUCCAUCCUGCUGGAUGUCAAGCCCUGGGAUGAUGAGACGGACAUGGCCAAGCUGGAGGAGUGCGUGCGCAGCGUGGCCAUGGAGGGCCUGCUGUGGGGGCGGUCCAAGCUGGUGCCAGUGGGCUACGGCAUCAAGAAGCUGCAGAUCGGCUGCGUGGUGGAGGACGAUAAGGUGGGAACGGACCUGCUGGAGGAAGCCAUCACCGCCUUCCAGGAAUACGUUCAGUCUGUAGACGUGGCGGCCUUCAAUAAGAUCUGAUCUGGGCAGAAUGAACUGAUUUCACUGGCUGGAAUAUGGAGCUUUGCUGAAUAAAAUCUGUAGUUUAAAGCAUCCUGA